UUCCUACUCCUCCUCUAUUUCUCUACAAAAACUUUGCAAAUUAAAAAAAAAAAAUCCCAUGCAAUUCAUACAAAACACACAAUUCAUAGAAUUUUUUUCAUUUACAAACAAUCUCAUAAAAUUUUCACGAGCUACAAUUUAGUUAUUGAAGAAUUUUCUGGGUUUUUUAUUCAAGAAAAUUUCAUAAAGCACUAUAGUUUGUAGGCUAUUUACAGUACCCAGCUAAUUAUAAUUUGUAGCUACUGUUCAGUUGUUACCGCUUGUAUUACUUAUACUCUGUCAGACUUGUUCAGAAUUCUACUACAGGUUCAGUUCUUGAAAAAUGUUGCACGCAAAAUCAGAGUCAGAUGUAACAAGUCUAGCUCCAUCAUCACCUUCAAGGUCACCAAAGCGACCAGUUUAUUACGUACAGAGUCCUUCAAGAGACUCACAUGAUGGUGACAAAACAUCCAUGCAACCAACACCAAGUUUUAAUAGUCCUAUGGAAUCUCCUUCACAUCCAUCAUUUGGUCGACACUCUAGGAAUUCAUCGGCGAGUAGAUUUUCAGGCAUAUUUAGGUCGUCGUCCGGCAGGAAAAAUGGUCGGAAAAGGAAUGAUAAAGGGUGGCCUGAGUGUAAUGUGAUUCUUGAAGAAGGGAAGUAUGAUGAAUUGGAUGAUGAUAAGGGAUUAACGAGGAGGUGUCAAGCUUUGCUGGCGCUUUUGGGGUUUGUUGUUUUGUUUUCUGUCUUUUGCCUUAUCAUUUGGGGCGCUGGACGUCCUUACAAAGCUGAGAUUACUGUCAGGAGUUUAGCUGUAAAUAACUUCUAUGUCGCUGAAGGUUCGGACUUCACUGGAGUUGUAACUAAGAUGGUGACAGUGAACGGGUCGUUGAGAAUAAGCGUGCACAAUCCUGCUACAUUCUAUGGCAUUCAUGUUAGCUCUACCCCCAUCAAUCUCGUUUAUUCAGACAUCGUCGUUGCUAGUGGUCAGCUAAAAAAAUAUUUUCAACCGAGGAAGAGUAGGCGUACCGUGCUGGUGAACAUAGAAGCGACAAAGGUUCCCUUGUAUGGAGCUGGAUCAAGUCUUGAUGUAUCACCUAAUGGUGGUUUUAAAGUUCCAUUGAAGUUGGAUUUUGAAAUCAGGUCGCGUGGAGAUUUGGUGGGAAAAUUAGUUAGAACAAAGAAUAAAAAGGAAAUUUCAUGUGAUUUGGUGAUUGACUCUACUAGCAACAAACCUAUCAAGUUCAAGAAGAAUUCUUGUGUUUACAGCUGAAGAAGAUAUGAGUUUGCUUCAUUUUCAGUUUGUGUGCAGACAACUGUAAAAUUUUCUUCUUAGCGAAGUUCAAUUUCCACUUUGGGUGUGGCAAGCUUCUGUAAAAUUUCUCCUUUUUUUUUUUUUAAGCAAAGCAAGUCUAAUUUUGAGAACAAUAACAUGCGAAUAAAUUAGAAUUUCCACUUUGGUGUACAUAUGUAAGUUUGUUAUGAAUGAUCAAGUGUAUUCAACAUA
Messenger RNA from Lycium ferocissimum, 1486 nucleotides. RefSeq lists its product as uncharacterized. The transcript has 3 exons. Bases 323 to 1252 code for a protein of 309 amino acids. NCBI's taxonomy places the organism in Eukaryota, Viridiplantae, Streptophyta, Magnoliopsida, Solanales, Solanaceae. The record is from RefSeq and is a predicted model, not a curated record.